AUGAGAUCAGUGGUAGAAUUUAUUGUUUCAAAUGGCAUUUGUCAAAAGAACGAGGAAAUAACACCGAGAUAUGCAAAAAAUGCCGUGCAGAUGUCUCAUAUCAGGCAAAGCAAUCUUUUGAAGGGAUUGCUGAAUAAGGCCAAAAAGGCAAGAAUUGGGGUUGAACUAGGUUCUACUUCUACAAAUCCUAGGAUGCACGAUUUGGGUGAGGAUGGUGAAGAUGGGAGUUUUAGGGAAUCUGGGUCGACACAUAAUUCUAUAGCACGUGGACCAAACACAGGUGGAGGAAACACUAAUGCUUUCUUCCAACCUCAUACCACACCGGGAUCACAAACCACUUUGGAGAGUACAGGAUGGAGGAAAACUGUCACUGAACAAGCAAAGAAGGCAAUUGCUAAUUAUUGGUACUCUUCUCACACGACAUUCCAUGCUUCCAGAAAUCCAUAUUGGCAACCCAUGGUGGAUGCUAUUGCAACUGUAGGUCCUGGGUUUCAAGCCCCAUCUUGUGAAUCAUUGAGGGUUGGUAUGCUGAAAGAUGCAGUAGAGGAUGUUCAAGAUGUUGUUAAACAACAUCGAUUGCAGUGGGCUAGAACUGGUUGCCGCAUCAUGUCAGAUGGUUGGACAGAUAGAAGGAACCGAACUCUCAUUAACUUCCUUGUCUCUUGGCAACAAAAUGUGGUUCAAUUUAUCAUAGACAAUGCUGCUGCUUGUGUUGCUGCAGGGAGACUUUUGACAGAUAAAUAUCCUUCCAUGUUUUUUACACCAUGUGCAACACAUUACCUUGAUUUAACCCUAGCGGACAUUGGAAAAUUUGAAUGGGUUAAGGCAGCAUUUCAGAAAGCUCACAAGGUUACCAAAUUUGUUUAUAAUCACACAAGGGUUUUGGCUAUAAUGCGCUCUUUCACAAGAGGCAAGGAGCUAGUUCGACCCGGAGUGACAAGAUUUGCAACAUAUUUCCUUGCAUUACAAACAUUAUGUGAAGAAAAAGGUAAUUUGAGGCGAAUGUUUGUUUCAGCUGAGUGGAUGGAGUCUGAUUUCACAACUCAAGCAAAUGGCAUAGCAGUGGCAGAGUAUAUGUAUUCUACCACAUUUUGGGAAUCUAUUGAACAGAUUGUAGAAUUUUCAAAGCCUUUAGUAAAAGUUUUGAGACUAGUGGAUGGGGAUAAACCCCCCAUGAGAUAUGUGUAUGAGGCCAUGGAGGUGAUAAGGAAUAAGCUGGAAAAUAAUAGGGAUAGGGAAAUACUAAUUUCUACAUGGGCAAAAUCAGGAACUAUUGAAGAAUGCUUGCCAAUUGACCUCGAUGAGAUAUAUCCCGAGUGCGAGUUGCUUGCUGCUAAUGAUGCUGAUGAUGAUGAUGAUGAUGAUGAUUAUGUUGUUGUUGAUCGUCCACUUGUGUUUGAAGAUUUUGAUAUCAUGAGGCAAGCCAACUUUCGUCCUGAAUGGGUUGAAGAAAUUAGGACAGGCUCUUACCUAGGAGCUUCAUCAUCAGGGCCUCCUGCCCUCUAG
Messenger RNA from Cryptomeria japonica (Japanese cedar), 1506 nucleotides. RefSeq lists its product as uncharacterized. The transcript has 3 exons. NCBI's taxonomy places the organism in Eukaryota, Viridiplantae, Streptophyta, Pinopsida, Cupressales, Cupressaceae. The coding region runs from base 1 to 1506 and encodes 501 amino acids. The record is from RefSeq and is a predicted model, not a curated record.